Molecule: messenger RNA, 361 nt
Organism: Gastrolobium bilobum
Lineage: Eukaryota; Viridiplantae; Streptophyta; Magnoliopsida; Fabales; Fabaceae
Exons: 3
Coding region: 8-361 (117 amino acids)
Molecular function (GO): metal ion binding
Source: RefSeq, a predicted model, not a curated record
CACAAUUAUGGCUUUUGAAGAUGGUGCUAAAAAGGAGCUUCAGGAAGUUGGUAUAAAGAACUCAAAGGGUGGUUCUCUUUUUGGGACUAGUCUAGCAUCUAUGGAGUCUUUGUCCCUGCCACUGGUUCAGGAGGUUGUUCUUUCUGCAGAUAUGCAAUGUGAAAAGUGUCAGAAAAGGGUAACUGACAUUAUUAGGAAAAUGAAUGUAGAGACAGAGUCCGUGGUGGUGAAUGUGUUGGAAAAGAAAGUGAUACUCACUUUUAAAUUACCAACUGUUACUCGGCAAAUUACUCCCAUCAACAGGAAUCCUCUCCCUAAAGUUGCCAUUAUCAAACGUAUAUUUCGCUCUUCCCGUGGUUAA